GGGGUUGGUAUAUAUAUGGCAACCCCGGAGGUCCUCCGCUUACAGUCUACCAGUGAAAGUGAAGAUAUGAGGGUAAUUUCAGCGGCGUUAGUUCUCUUAGGCCUCGCAGCGUCCGGCCUUGCGCAAAAAGAGGACUUCAAAUGUCCCGACGACUACGGCUUCUACCCUCACCACCUGUCCUGCGAUAAAUACUGGAAGUGUGAUAACGGCCAAGCCGAACUUAAGACUUGCGGCAAUGGGCUCGCCUUCGACGACACCGACCCCAAGUACCUGAAAGAAAACUGCGAUUACCUCCACAACGUCGACUGUGGCGACAGGACACAACUCGAACCACCAGUACAGACCCCCCACUGCCCAAGAUUGUACGGAAUCUUCCCCGACGACGCCAAAUGCGACACAUUCUGGAACUGUUGGAACGGAGAAGCCUCCAGGUACCAAUGUUCUCCCGGUCUCGCCUACGACAAGGACGCCCGUGUCUGCAUGUGGGCCGACCAAGUCAGCGACUGUAAAGUCGAAGAAGUAGCAGGAGGUUUCAACUGCCCCACUCCGUCAGAGGUCCCAGCUGCUGGAACCUUCUCCAGACACGCCCACCCCGACGACUGCAGAAAAUACUACAUCUGUCUCGACAGCACGCCAAGGGAAUACGGCUGCCCCAUCGGAACCGUCUUUAAAAUCGGUGAUACCGAAGGAAACGGCUCCUGCGAAGACCCCGAAGACGUUCCCGGAUGCGAGGAUUAUUACGGGGACGUAGACCUCAAAGCCCUGAGGAAAUUAGGCCUUUGAAAAGAUGAGUGUCGCCAAUUCUCAUGCUGCUAGUCCACAACAAAGCGUAGGGCCUUAAAUCAACGCCCUGUGCCCAAAUCCAUAAGAAGAGGGUUACAUAUAAUUUUGUUUUUCACACAAAGGGAAACGACUUUAUAACAAUUUAUUACCGUAUCGACUACAAACAAAUGAACAAAAAAAGUAAUAAGAGUUUAUGUUUGUUUUUUAUAAGGAACGUCAACUAUAGUUUGUAAAUGUUUAAGUUAAAAAAUAAAUAAAUAUAAACAAGCUGUUUUUUU
Molecule: messenger RNA, 1061 nt
Organism: Cimex lectularius (bed bug)
Lineage: Eukaryota; Metazoa; Arthropoda; Insecta; Hemiptera; Cimicidae
Gene: Gasp
Product: protein obstructor-E
Exons: 5
Coding region: 16-783 (255 amino acids)
Cellular component (GO): extracellular region
Molecular function (GO): chitin binding
Source: RefSeq, a predicted model, not a curated record